Molecule: messenger RNA, 927 nt
Organism: Oryzias latipes (Japanese medaka)
Lineage: Eukaryota; Metazoa; Chordata; Actinopteri; Beloniformes; Adrianichthyidae
Gene: rprma
Product: reprimo, TP53 dependent G2 arrest mediator candidate a
Source: RefSeq, a predicted model, not a curated record
UGUAAACAUCUCUGGCCGCUGGGUCGGGCUCUCAUUCGGCUCUGAAACCGCUAACGGCGCACAGGAACUCUCCGGUAAUGCGAGGCCGCCGCCGCCGCUUUCUCAACUCCAGCGCUGCGCCGUCGGAUGCAGCCGAACUUCGUCCGUCCGCCGCGCCGGUCCGUCCGCUCCUCUCCACCGAUGAGACUGGCUUUUUCCUCUCCUCUCCCUCUCCGCCCUCCACUCCCGCUUUUUAAAAGUUUGAUUUCACCCGACUGUAGAGAUGAAUCACACUACGCUGAACCAAACAGAGAGCGGGCUCUUCAGCAACAAGACGGGCGAGUUUCUCUGCUGUAACUUUUCCUCCGUGGUGACGGACAACGGCUUUGUGGCCGCCGCUCCGGAUGAGAGGAGCCUCUUCAUCAUGAGGGUGGUCCAGAUCGCCGUCAUGUGCGUCCUGUCCCUCACAGUGGUGUUUGGCAUCUUUUUCUUGGGCUGCAACCUCCUCAUCAAGUCAGAAGGGAUGAUCAACUUUUUGGUAACGGACAGGAGACCGUCCAAAGAGGUGGACGCAGUAGUUGUGGGAGCCUACUGAAGAAAAAAAAGUACGACGGACAUUUACACUUUGUUUCUGGGAUGGAGAAGAUGGAGAUGCGCGCAAAAAUCCGGAGCUGCACGAGCCCAUCCUAACUCCAGGAUGAAGCUCCUGAGCCUCACAGGGGUUUGCUUCACUUUUUCUGGCUUUUUUAUGCCAACAAUGAUGAAACAUUUAGCAUAUAAAUGAAUUACUUAACCAAAUUCUGUACAUAAACCAAGAAAAUCAAUUGUAGCACUUUAGACAAACAGCAUGAUUUGUCAAAGACUUUCAUUUAGCUGUUUUCAAUGGUUUUCCUGAUGAUAAAUGUGUAACAUUUUUAAUGUUAAUAAAUUGUUUUCGUCUUAAGUUUA